CGAAUUCCAUUGAUAGUCAUAAAAAACUUGUCUAGAGCUGAGAGUCAUUGAUAGUAUCUCGUCGGUACUCAUGGUUACACUCAUUUAUUGUGAAAUCCAUUCACAUAUACACUAAUCUAUAUGUUUAUCUUCGUUUCGAGUAGAUAGUGUUAUAAAAUGCAAUUCAAAAAAACAAAUCGGGUGUUCAUAAUAAUUUGUCCCUAAUUUGCACACGCUAUUAUUAAAAUGUCAUUUCAAUAUAAAUACAAUUAUAUAUUAAAUUAUGUAAAAGAUUGUGAAAAACGUCAUGACCGAUUAAUGGAAUUUAUGAUCUCGAGCCUACGUCAAAGCUGCUGUACUUUGACCCCUAAUUGAUCAACGAGUUUUAAGACUGUUAUUUCGUCGAUACUUUUAUUGACUUUCAUAUACAACAAUCAUGUCGGAUACCGUUAGUCCUAUUAAAUAUUUCUUGAGCGGUGGAUUUGGCGGAGUAUGCACUGUGAUAGCUGGCCAUCCUCUGGAUACCAUAAAGGUACGGCUCCAGACGAUGCCAGUUCCAGGACCUAACGAAUUGCCUCUCUACACUGGUACAUGGGACUGUGCUAAGAAAACAAUCACCAAAGAAGGAAUACGUGGUUUAUAUAAGGGCAUGGGUGCACCAUUAUCUGGCGUUGCUCCUAUAUUUGCGAUAAGUUUCUUUGGCUACAGUGUCGGAAAGAAGCUGCAACAGAACGUCCCAGAUGAGAAACUCACUCCAUUACAAUUAUUUUAUGCUGGUGCAUUUAGCGGUAUAUUCACGACUAUUAUAAUGGCACCUGGUGAACGUAUUAAAUGUCUGUUGCAAAUACAGCAUGCAGACGCAAAGCCAAAAUAUAAUGGACCAUUGGAUUGCGCUAAACAAUUGUAUCGAGAAGGAGGCAUCAGAAGUAUCUAUAAAGGCACCUGUGCUACAUUGUUAAGAGAUAUUCCAGCCAGCGGAAUGUAUUUUUUAACAUACGAAUAUCUAAAGGAACGAUUUACUCCAGAGAGUGGGAAACUUAGCUUACUGGCCACUAUAACGGCUGGCGGUUUUGCAGGCAUUGCGAACUGGUUGGUGGGAAUGCCACCUGAUAUCCUGAAAAGUCGCUUACAGACUGCACCAGAAGGUACGUACAAACAAGGAAUACGCGAAGUAUUUGUUAAAUUGAUGAAAAACGAGGGACCAAUAGCACUUUACAAGGGUGUCGUACCCGUUAUGUUACGAGCUUUCCCUGCAAAUGCGGCCUGUUUUAUGGGCUUCGAAAUUUGCAUGAAAUUCUUGAACUGGAUUGUUCCAAAUUUAUAAUUUAAAUUGAAUAAUGUAAUUAGAAUUUUUGAAAAAUAUUCUAGAGAUUUGUUGUUCCCUUUAUACUAUAAUUCGUAUUCGAUAGAUGCAAAGUGAUUAAUUUUACCGUGACAGAAAUAAAUUACAAUAAAAUAAAAAUUUAGAUAAGGCUAAUGAGAGUCAUACGCUGAUAUAAAAGCGAAGAGAUAGGAGAAGCAGAUAAUAUUCAAGUGUUGAUGGUUAUCUUCAUUUAUUUCAUUUCGAACCAUCAACACCUGUGUUUAAAUUAUAUAUAUCUAUUCUUGCCUCUACAGCUUUAUAUGUAUGUAUAUAUCGAGAAUAUGUCUCAAAAUGAUGAUAUAUGUAUUAGGACAAUUUUGACUUUAAUUUGCCAAUUAUGCACAUGAGAAACAAAUGAAAGUAUAACAUCAGGGUAUAAUAUAUAUUUGUGUACUCGUUUUGUAAAGCGUUUCAAAUAUAUAUUCAAUGUUGCGAACAUAUCAUAUAUCGUAAUAUUAAUAAUUCUUAAGUAUGUAUUGAAAGACUGCUCAACAGCCUCAAUGUGUUUAAAUUUUAAU
Messenger RNA from Acromyrmex echinatior (Panamanian leafcutter ant), 1860 nucleotides. It is a transcript of the gene colt, whose product is annotated as carnitine/acylcarnitine carrier protein colt, mitochondrial. Gene Ontology annotation, biological process: carnitine transmembrane transport; mitochondrial transport. Lineage: Eukaryota; Metazoa; Arthropoda; Insecta; Hymenoptera; Formicidae. Gene Ontology annotation, molecular function: O-acyl-L-carnitine transmembrane transporter activity. The record is from RefSeq and is a predicted model, not a curated record. Gene Ontology annotation, cellular component: mitochondrial envelope.